This is a messenger RNA of Pistacia vera, 753 nucleotides long. RefSeq lists its product as uncharacterized. NCBI's taxonomy places the organism in Eukaryota, Viridiplantae, Streptophyta, Magnoliopsida, Sapindales, Anacardiaceae. The coding region runs from base 1 to 753 and encodes 250 amino acids. The record is from RefSeq and is a predicted model, not a curated record. The transcript has a single exon.
AUGUACUUCCAAAAGGAAGACCUUGAUCUGGUGCUUGUGCCUACUGGGUUGCUCAUCAUGUUUUCAUACCAUCUCUUCCUCCUCUACAGAUACCUUAAUCUUCCUCACACCACCGCUCUCGGCUUCGAGAACCAUAACAAGAGAGCUUGGGUUGAAAAAAUUGUGCUGAAUUACAACAAGGAUACGACCGGUGCAGCAGUUUCUGUGAUAUCAAGCAACAUAUCAGCAGCAACUUUCUUAUCUACAAUCUCCAUUACCCUCAGCUCUCUCAUUGGAGCGUGGCUUGGAAGUUCUUCCAAUAACGUAUUUCAGAGCAACUUAAUUUAUGGGGACACCAGGGCUGCCACCAUUUCAAUCAAAUACAUAAGCCUUGUCGUAUGUUUUCUUCUAGCCUUUUCAUGUUUUGUCCAAUCAAUAAGGCAUUUUGUGCAUGCAAACUAUCUGAUUAGCAUACCAGAGAGUGAAAUACCUCUGCAAUUUGUUGAGACUGCAGUUAUAAAGGGAGGUGAUUUUUGGUAUCUAGGACUUAGAGCUCUUUAUUUUGCUCUUAAUUUGCUUCUAUGGUUUUUUGGUCCAAUACCCAUGUUUAUUUCCUCAAUUGCUAUGGUAAUUAUCCUUUAUCACCUUGACAUCAAUCAAACUCCGUUGCACCGUUAUUCGUCUCCUGCAGACCGCAAAAAUGAGUCGGUGACAGAAUAUCCGCUGUGGCACAAUGAAGUUCGAUCAAGUUCCACAAAAGAAUGUAUCAAGUAA